Molecule: messenger RNA, 5759 nt
Organism: Pomacea canaliculata
Lineage: Eukaryota; Metazoa; Mollusca; Gastropoda; Architaenioglossa; Ampullariidae
Product: fatty acid desaturase 2-like
Exons: 11
Coding region: 190-1485 (431 amino acids)
Biological process (GO): lipid metabolic process
Cellular component (GO): membrane
Molecular function (GO): oxidoreductase activity, acting on paired donors, with oxidation of a pair of donors resulting in the reduction of molecular oxygen to two molecules of water
Source: RefSeq, a predicted model, not a curated record
GGCCUGCUGAUUACAUUACGAGUGCACUGAGCAUGCGAACACCGGCAUGGUGUGGCGUCUGCUAAGCUUGUUCUUGAGCGCGCUCGCUGACUUGAAUGAGACGGUCGUCAUCGAUCACUGGUGUUAAUUUAUUUUUCGUUUGCUUAGUAUUUUUUUACUUGCCAGCGAGAUAUUGACGCGAUAUACAUUAUGUGCAAGGAGGAGAAAGGCACUUCCAAGUUGCCGGUAUAUGGAUGGGAUGAAAUUCGGAAGCAUGCAGACAAAAACGACAGAUGGUUGGUGGUGGAUGGACGAAUUUACGAUGUAACAAGGUGGGCGAAAAAACAUCCAGGUGGUGAGAGAAUCAUUGCUCAUCAUUGCGGACAGGAUGCAACGGAUGCCUGGGUGGCUUUUCACAAUGAUCACAAAGCUGUGUGCAAGUACAUGCAGCCUCUGCUGGUGGGACUUCUUAAAGAUGAAGAGAAGAAGGAGAGUGAACUGAUAAAAGACUUCCGAGAUUUGAGAGCCAAAACGGAAGAAAUGGGGUUGUUUAAAGCCAGCCCCUUAUUUUUUUUUUCCAUCAUGCUACAUAUCCUUGCACUUGAAGUGCUGGCCUGGUUCCUCAUUUACACUUGUGGAACAAGCUGGAUCACUUUGUUAGGGGCAUCCAUUCUUCUUGUUACUGCACAGGCACAGGCUGGGUGGUCGCAGCAUGAUUAUGGGCACCUUUCAGUAUUCAAAUCAUCAUGGAUCAACCAUAGUAUGCAUAUAUUUGUCAUAAAUUUUCUCAAGGGGGCCUCAUCAUCUUGGUGGAAUUACAGGCACUUCCUUCAUCAUGCAAAGCCUAAUCGCAUGCGUAAAGAUCCUGAUAUACGAUUUGACCACUUAUUUGUACUGGGGAAAAAGCAGCCUGUUGAGUGGGGUCAGAAGAAAAAAGGGGUAAUGCCAUUCAACCAUCAGCACGAAUAUUUCUUCCUGAUAAUGCCUCCACUUCUCCUACCAUUGUACUUCAACUUUGAGAUACCCUAUUUUCUCAUCACCAGAAAACUGUGGGGGGAACUUCUGUGGAUGGUAGCAUUUUUUGUGCGAUACUGCGUGAUGUUUGCAUCUUUCCUGGGUGUUGGAGGAACUUUAGCAUUUUAUCUUUGGAUCAGGUUUUUGGAAAGCCACUGGUUUGUGUGGACAACACAAAUGAAUCACAUUCCAAUGGAUGUAGACACAGAUCAGGAUGACGACUGGGUCACUGGUCAACUCAAGGCUACUUGUAAUGUGGACCAGUCUUUUUUCAAUGACUGGUUUUCAGGCCAUCUCAACUUUCAGAUUGAGCAUCAUCUGUUUCCGACCAUGCCAAGACACAACCUACACAAGGCAGCUCCACUUGUGAAGUCUCUCUGCAAGAAGCACGGAUUAGACUACCAGUCCAAGACUCUGUUCACAGCAUUUGCAGAUAUUAUAGGGUCACUGCGCAAGUCGGGGGAGCUAUGGUAUGAAGCUUACCACAUGUAAACUGCCUGGCUUACCAAAACGCUUUUCUCCUUUUGAGAUGGGGAGGGAAGGGGUUAAAGUUAUGCACCAUUCACAAAAAAUUAUUAUUACAGUGCAUCUGAUUAUGUUGUGCAGAUUUUAUAAUACAAUCUUCUUUCCAUAACAAAUAGCAACAUUCCUUGGACAAAGUAAGUGUUGGAGCAAUGCAAAUCCCAUUCACUGCUGCAAACUGUUUAUUAGAGUUUUAAGACCUUGAAGAAAAGUGUAAAUCAUGAUCAUGUUUUAAAACUUGUUAAGGACUUGAGCUUGUAAUUUUUGUGUCAUUGCUUACACAUUUGCGAUAGAGGCUUUUUUCUCUGUUGUUACAUAUCAGUCCUUUAGAGACUUUGUCAAAUUUUUAGGUGAAACAAUACAGUAUAUGCUUUUUAUUUAUUUGUAAAGGUAAACGUCUCUUUUAUUGAAAUGGGAAUAGUUUCAAAAUGUAGUAUGUGCACUCAUUCUUCUGAUUCUCGAUUUGCAUUUCACUUGUGUACACACACGCAUAUUACUGUAUUACUGUAGUUGAAAAGUAUUCUGAGCGGUAUAUACAGCAUGAAUCUUAACAGAAGAACUGUCUUGGUGUUUGGGGAAAAAUAUAUGCACAUUGGAAAUAUCAAGCAUUUUUUAAAGUCCUAAGAUAUUUAUAACAAAUGAAUUAUUAACACGUACUUAAACAUUACAAAUUAAUAAUAAUAGCAAAGCACAAAACUAAACGUACCUUUGAGCAAGAAGACAUGCAAUACAUCAUCUCUGAUCUCUUCCAGCUGAAUUUUAGUGUUGUCUCUUUCAAUUGUUGCACAAUGCUGUCAUGUAUGAUGAAUUCUAUGUAGCAUCCCUCAUUUGUUAUAUAAUUAUGGUCCUUGGUGAUUCUCCUACCCUACUCCCCAGAAAUACGUGUGCAAUAGAUGUGGGGACCAACUGAAGCAAAACUGCCUUGAUUAGUUAGAAGCCAGUUACACUGCAUUUUGCACAGGUUGCAAAGCUUGCCUUGAGAGCAAAUCUUAAUGACUGAACGUUUUGGUUGAAGUAUGGAUUCAUAGUUAGCUUUAGCAUUACACAGCAUAUUUUUCUGGUUUUAACUAAUCUCCACCCUUGCUGCUACCCAGAUGAGAAUGGCAGGAGUAUAUUUCAAGAUGCAGCCUGGUGUUUUAAACAAUGUAGAGAUGUAAACAAAUUUAUAUGAAAUAUCCAUCUUUGUGGUUGUGACACUGUUGAUAUCUGCCGCUGAGUUAAAACCUUAGAGACCUUAAAAAAAGUUGUGAUGCACACAAGUCUGUACCUGAGCACCUGGAAGACUGCUACCUGUGUCCAUUGUCAAGUGAAUGCCAGACAUUUUGUUCUUUGCUAUCAGCUGGUCCCUGCUGUUCCUCACUCUGCCACCUCUGGCCAGAUACUUUUGUUAACUCUGCCUCAGUUCACGUUGCAUGGGAGAUUGGGUUGAAGUCUCUUGGGUGUGCUUGUGUACAUAUAUUCACUGCUUUUUUCCCCCUUCUACUGAUACUUGCCCGUCGGCUUGAGUCUACUGACUAUGCAUCUUUCCUAUACAAAUGUUAAAGAGUUGCUGAUAGUUCUUUUUCAGUGGUGUACCUAACUUUGAUGUGUAACUGAUCAUUUUCUUAAAUCUAAACUUUUACUCGUUUUCGAAAAGAUGAUUUUUAAGUAAUCGCACAAACACUUGGAUAGGGCAAAGAUAAAGGAAUUGAUGAGCAACCAUAGACCAAAGCUGUGACCUGAAUGCGUUUGAGACAUCAGAAGUUGGCGGCACUUUUUAUUUUUCCACCCACUUAUCAAUUUCCUUAGUUGGGGGAACAUUCAGAGCUAUGUUUUUCAAGUGGAUUGUGUUGCCACUAAUGGGUUGCAUGAUCAUUCAGCAAAAUAUUUAAAGGGAUGGUGCAAGAGUGGAUUUUGACUUAGUGGAAGAAUUGACUACUUAACACUUUUUAUCUGGCCUGAUUCUAAAUGGCUGAUGACUAGGUAAUGUAAUGGUGCUGUUGGAGUAAUGUUCCAAUCAUAUGUGUGCAUGCACAGUUUUACAUUUAGUAGAGAAUAUUUUUUCAGCAUGUUACAUUUUUAUAGGAUUACAGUAAACUAGAUUUCACAAAGUAGAGCAUGAUGAAGCUUCUCUCUAAAUCUGUAUUGCUUAAACUGUGGUGGCAAAUUUACAACUCUCAAGUAAUUUAUCUUUCAAGAUAUGCUGCAUUUUAUAUUAAGCAGGCCGAGCAGAUUGCACUCUCGUGCAAUUGCAGAUGUGGGUCAGUGAUUUGUGAUUUUUCAGGAUUUUGUCAAUGUCUCUGUUUUCUUGGCUUUGCUCAUUCUGAAAGUAAUAAGACAAUAAUUUAUCUACUUAACUAUUAGAGGGUGGGGGUGUGUAAUUUUUUUUUUUGUUUUUUGUUAAAUUUUAGUGUACUUUUCCCAUCCACAUAAAUAUGGCAUCUUUCAAGUUUUCAUAUUAUCUUCAUUUAUUAGGCAUCUACUCUGAUUAGAAUAUAUUGUCCAGACCAGCAUCUGCAGAGGUAAUAUGUGCAAUAUUACAAAUCUUGAUGUGCACAUUUUUAUUUUGUAUUCUAAACUUUUUUUAACAAAUUCUUAUUACAAUGCCAUACAAAUUUAGUCAUGGCAUAGGGCUUGUUUUGUUUGGGUUUUUUUGUGUAAUGCUUUGUUACCAAGUUUAUACCUUAUUUGGUAUCUUUUAUUUUCUUUUGGAUGUACCUUGAAGAUGCACAUAAAUUAUUGACCCUGUUGCAACUGUUGAAUACAUAAUGACAGCUUGAUAAACUGAACCUGGCAUCAUUAUUACAUCAUGACAAUACUCUUUUUUAUCACUAAACACUAGAUGUGCAGUCCUUUGGUUAAUAUCCUAACAAAGGAUUAUGUACUUGAGACUUUCAAUCGAAAAAAAUUGUUGAUGUUCCAAACUUUCUUUUAUUAGACGUAAUGGUUUUUGGUAUGUUAUGUCUUUCUGAGAUUGAAUAAUGUUUUUUUCUUUGUGUAAGUAUUUUUUAUCAAAAAUAAAUAGUCGUAAGCAUGAAUACUUUUGAGAGUUUGUAAAUGUUUUGGAAGCCAAAUGAAUUGCAAGUGUUCAAGCUGGAAUGUGAAUUUCUGCAUUUUUUUUCUCUCUUGUCCUAUGCAUCAUUUGACAUACUCAUUUAAUACACAGCAAUCUGCCAGGUCAAAUAUUUCCAAAAGGCAUGGACAAAAGUUGAACAAAUGAGCAAUGUGCUCAGAAGAGUGUAAGAACAUGCUUCAUCAGAAUACAUGGUUCAGUGUGUCAAGCUACAGUGAUCAUUUGUUCACUGUACAAGUUACAUCUGCUCACAUUUUCUUUCAUUCUGUAGGCAUGAGAAAAGUUGGUAACUUAUCUUUUUGCAGCAGACCUACAUACGAAUAGUUGACUCAUUGUUGUAUUUGUUCUUGUACAAAAACUGUGCUUCUUUCAGAUUCAUCAUUGCAUGGGUAUGUCAAGGAUAUGGUUGAUGUGUUUACCCAUCUACAAAUAUUAAAGAUGAUUAUGCAACGAAGAUCAUAAUGAAAAUGUCUUGCAUUGGUGUUUUUUUUAAAUGACACCUUUGUGCAUGGAGAGAUGUGUUAAAAUAGUUUUAUUUUCAUAUUAUGCUAAUAUUAAACAUUGAAGGUUUUUAAUAAAGUACUAUCCAGGGAUGUCAUUUCAGACAGCCUAGAGUUUGUUUCCACUGUGCUAUGCAAGCACUAAGAAGUAGCAAUAAAGCAGUGCUGCUAGAAGUUGGAAAACAGUUAUUUCAAAUGCAAGGAGCUAUUUGUGUUUUAGCCGGUUCCUUAGUAUCAGCAAUAUUUUAAUUCAAAUAAGCAUUUGCCACUGUGUAAAUGUUGGGAUGUGUGCAUAGUCUUAAAUGCAAGUGUAGGUGAUCUAGACUCUAGAGGAAGAUGUAUAGAAGCUGUGAGAAAAAUCAUAUCACGUAGCUGUGUAUGUAAAGCAUCAUUGCAGCCAGAAAUCAAGGGGCAAAGACAAAAAAAAAGUAGAGGGGAAAAUAAAUUAGCUUCUUUCAAUGGUGAUGGAAUUUGUAAAAGUAUAUUUCUUUACUUUGUGUCGUUAAAUUAUUUUUGUAUUUAAAUUAUUGCUGUGUAUAGGUAUUUUGAGUCCUUUUUUGAAUUUACUGAUAGUCUUAAUUGCUGGGAUUUGGGUGAACUGGUGGAACAACACUGACCUGUUAUAAGGCAGGUAGUGUGACUAGGAGGCAUCUGUCAGUGCAGCCUGAUUAAAGUAGCUAUUUGUCACUCAA